UGAGUCUGCUCUGCGAGGUGCACUUGCAAACUGUCGUGAUUCGUGAAACCUGUAGCUGCAGAAAGUUGAGAAACCGGCGCAUGAAGACAAAUCAUCGGCAGCAAUGGAAUCAAGGACUAGCAGGCUGGCAAUUUGAGUGAUGGAUUGAUUCAUGAGCAGGCUGUCAACUUGAGUGAUGGAUUGAUGGAGCGGCCAUGGGCCAUACAGGAAUCCAGUUCACAUUCGGGCUUGUUCCGGUACCUGGCGUUUUGUGAUGGAGAUUUCUGGCGCAUACGCCCGCUUUUAGCUUAGAGCUGAAAGAAUUCUGCUUCUGAGGAAAAGGGCUCCGCCGAAAUUGGACGGACAGCAUUAUGCGCGAGCAAUCAGGUUUCUGGCCAGCUUUGUCGCUUUCGAUGAUGGAUGUUGAGCCCUUGAAGAGCAUUUGGAAGCCGCUAAGUGCGCAUCCCUUUAGUAGUUCAGAAGGGAUAAGCACAACCAAGUCCAUUCACACAACCCUUAGCUGUAAUACCGAUAUGGGCAAUAGCCAGCUUAGGCUUUAGAAGAAGGUGGGGAGCAGGUGGCCUUGCAUUGCCGGCAGCCAGCAUCGAAACCAGACCUCAGAUGCUAAAGCUGGGCACGCAAUCACAUAUUCAGCUUGCUCCGCCGUGAGCGAAUCUUAUUGCGCUUGGAAAACCUUGGCCGUAUAGGUCGAUGCGUAAUUGACAGGGCGCCAGCUACAUUGAAAAGGCACGGUGCUUUUAAAUCUUGAGAGAUCUUUUCGCGGGUCAGCAUUGUCAAAGUGAGGAGUCAGAAAGGUUGAGCUGGAAAAUGGCUCUCCGAAAGAGUAUAUGUGGGCAUAAGCGCUCGCUGCAGUUGGUGAUUACUACGUUGAUGCUGGUUUGCAACGUAGCUGCUGGGAGCCGCGUAAGCAAUGGAGUGCCCAUAAGCGGACGGAGGCCGGGCCUGAUCCUCACCCGAAAUGCGUUGGCUGAAAUCCAGCGGUUCCUGUUCGGCAUCAUCGACGCACCGGUCGAUCCGAACCCUGGCGGCGUUGCGCCUCUUCCCGGACCACUCCAAUCGCCUCCAGGUUAUGUCGCACCCGCAACUUACAACGCUAGCAUAUUCACACCACCAGCUCCCGUAGCGAGCGUCCAGUGUGACCCCCCCUGUUUGAACGGCGGAGUUGGGCAGCUGAGCUCCUCCCGCGGCUGUACGUGCAAGUGCCCCGCCUCCGACAACACCGCCGGCAGCUUGUUCUUCACUGGGGAGCAGUGCGAGAUUCCUGCGACGAUUUGCAACCAGUUCGGGUUCUACUGCACGCACGGGGGCAGAUGCCCGGCCUCAGGGACCGGGACGUGUGCUUGCCAGGCGCCUUUCUACGGCACUCAGUGCGAGGUGGCCGGUUUCACCUGUGGACAGGUUAUCUGCCAAAACGGCGGCAAGUGCACAAUCGAUUCUCAGAACCAGCAGGCCUACUGCGCCUUCGACGCCGCCGUCGAACUCCAUCAUCACCUCACCGAGCAGCAGCUCGGGAGCGAAAUGGUACUACAUCUUGAUUGGAGUGGUCGGUGGCGUCGCUCUGUGCUGCGUCUUGGCCGUGGCCGUCUUUUUUGA
Molecule: messenger RNA, 1593 nt
Organism: Klebsormidium nitens
Lineage: Eukaryota; Viridiplantae; Streptophyta; Klebsormidiophyceae; Klebsormidiales; Klebsormidiaceae
Source: the annotation of a GenBank genome assembly